Molecule: messenger RNA, 2288 nt
Organism: Trichomycterus rosablanca
Lineage: Eukaryota; Metazoa; Chordata; Actinopteri; Siluriformes; Trichomycteridae
Gene: gdpgp1
Product: GDP-D-glucose phosphorylase 1
Exons: 1
Coding region: 70-1146 (358 amino acids)
Biological process (GO): glucose metabolic process
Cellular component (GO): cytoplasm
Molecular function (GO): GDP-D-glucose phosphorylase activity
Source: RefSeq, a predicted model, not a curated record
GCGAUGCUUGAUAACGUUGUCAUUUUCCUGAACUAGAUAUGUUUUUAUUAAACAAGCUGUCGUUGUUUGAUGUCACCUGCAAUGGAGUGUCAGAAUCACACGUUCACCUACACUAACAAGGAUUUUGUGUACGAGGUGUGCCGGAACGACGACAAAACGAGUAAACAUGAAGCAAGAUUCGACUCCGCUCUGAAAUCCGGCUGGUCUGAGAAAAUGAAUCGCGGGCUGUUUAGAUAUCAGUUAGGCCAGCUGGAGACGAGAGUGCUGACCGGUGAGUGUGGAUAUAUCGCUCAGCUCAACACCCAGAGAGGCACCGAGAGGAGAAAACCUCAGCUCAUUCUCAGCAUUCGUCAGCAGUUCGACCCCAAACUGUUUAACUUUAAUAAGAUUAACCAAGAGGAAAUACUGUUCCAAAUGUGUAAAGCUGCGGACAGCUGUGUGCAGAACGGAAUCGGCUCUUCAUGUUUUGUUAUUAUAAACGCGAGUCCAUUGGAGUUUGGGCACUGUCUGUUGGUUCCAGAGCCUCUCCGGUGCCAUCCUCAGAUCUUAACCCCGCUUGCGGUCCGAUUCGGAGUCGAGUCAGUGUUUCUAAGCGCUGAUCCGUCAUACCGAGUCGGAUUCAACAGUCUCGGUGCGUUCGCGUCGGUGAAUCAUUUACACCUUCAUGGAUAUUACUUGAAUCACCCUUUGAAAAUUGAAUGGAUCCGAGUCGAGCCGAUUCUUCCCGAAAAGAAUCUGUACCGAGUUGCUGACUUUACUACCGGAUUCAUGUUUUACACAGAGGAGCCGCACACGAUUGCUGACACUGUUUGUAGGCUCACAGAUAUACUGGUGGAAAGAAAUAUCGCACAUAAUGUUUACAUGACCCGAGGGUGCCAUCCAGACAGCGAUGGGAAAGCCAGCCCUACUCGUCAUGGAGUGCGUGUCUUCGUCUGGCCCAGAAAGUCUUGUUUCGGAGCCAAAGAGGAGUCCGCUUUUAAUGUGGCUCUCUGUGAACUGGCAGGUCAUCUGCCCUUCAAAAACAGACAGGACUUUGACAGCUUGGACGAGGAUGGAGUAAAGGCAAUUGUUCAAAAGUACACUCUUGGUGAAGAAGAGUUUACUGAAUUACAAAAGCUAGUUGUUGGAGAACUAACUAGUACUUAACAACACAACAACACUGUUCAAUAGUUUAUGUUGAGUUAUCCUCACAUUCCUUCUUCUCCCCCUUUUUUAGCUCAUCCAAUAGUUCAAUUUUUUGCAUCGUGCUUCCUCUCUGUCUAUGCCGAACCCUGCCCUGACCUUGGAGAUUCAAGCUAACCCACAUCCCUUCCGAAACAUGGGCAGCAGCCGGAUGCAUUUUUGCCACCCACACAUUGAUGAGUUUGGCGCCACCUAGCAUUGCAUGCGGAGAGACACACCCUAAGGGCACUCUUCCUCAUCUCUGUGCAGGCUGUAAUCGCAUUCUGACAGAGAGAGACCCACAUCCGGUUCUUUGUCCCGCCCCCAACUGAGCAACCGGCCAAUCAUACAGCUCAUACAGCCACUCAGUCUCGAACUGGUAAGGCAGAGCUGGAUUCGAUACGAUGUACUCAGAAUCCAGCUCUGGUUGCAGAGUGUCUUUUUACCGCUGCGCCACCUGAGCAAGACUGCAACAUGAUUUAGUCACAAACAAUAAUUCAUGUGUGUAACAUUAAUCUGUAGUCAUUUCAAUUCAUUUUUGCAUUUAGUUCUUAAUUUAUUUAAUAAAAUGUCUUAUUGUGCCUUCAACAUAACUGUGAAUUCCUGAAUUAAACUAGGAAAAAAACUAUUGCCCCUCUAAUUAAGAAUUAACAUGGCUUCUUACACUGUGUACAAUAGCAAGUCCACUUUCUUACUUUUAGGCUUUAGCAUUAGUUUGGUCAGUCAUGUCACACUCCAGUCUUGAAGGGAGUAGAAAGCAUAGCAAAGCAUUUCAUUUCAUUCAACACACCUGAUUUAAACCAUUAGCCACGCUGUGUGGCUAAAAGUAUGUGGACACCUGACUGAGAGCUUGUUUGACAUCCUAUUCCAAGACCAUGAUCAUAUAGUGCUGUGAAAAAGUGUUUGGCCUCGUUUCCAGUUUCUUCUGUUUUAAACAUUAAACUACUCUCAAUAUUAGACAAAGAAAGUAAACACAAAAUGUUUAUAUUAUGAUUUCAUUUGUUUAAGGAAAAAUGCUGUUAAUUAAUCCCUUUGCCAUUAAAUCAACCAGUUAAUCAAAUUCAAUUGACAAUUGGGUUCAAUUUCACUAGUCACACCAGGCAUGAUUACUGUCAUGUGACCCUCCU